Molecule: messenger RNA, 1100 nt
Organism: Hypoxylon fragiforme
Lineage: Eukaryota; Fungi; Ascomycota; Sordariomycetes; Xylariales; Hypoxylaceae
Exons: 2
Coding region: 233-928 (231 amino acids)
Source: RefSeq, a predicted model, not a curated record
GCUCAACCAUUGGAGCUUCAAGCUCCCAUUACGGGCACUACCCUAGCAGCCCAGCACCACCCACUGCCAUGUGGUACGUAAUGUAUUUUUAACAUGUGCAAAAGGUACAGCUGUACAUCUUCGACAUCGUGAUGAACACGCGACCAUUUCAACGUCAACGUCAACGUCAACGUCAAUAUUAUAUGUCCUGAAUUUGACUUUUCUCAAACAACCCCCAUUGGCACACUUCAUCAUGGUGCAAACCCGCAGGGGAAAAAAGGCGGCGAGCGAGAUCAAACUGGCAUAUCCCGACCUUUCCGGUCCCAGCGAAAAAACAUUGCUGCAGUUUGCUCAAGAACGAAAUCUCUUCAAAGAAGCCGAAAGGAAAGAAAAGAGGAACAAAAGAAGAGAGAAUCUAAGUGAAGAUGAUGAUAGUGGCGAUGAGGAUGGUGACGAUGAGGAUGAGGGUGAGGAGGAAGAGCUCCUAUCCCCGACCGCUGAUAAAAUCUUGGAUGCCAUUCUCUGGAGCGUCAGUUUGGCCAUGUUGCAUUUCACGCUAGAUGUGCUCGUCCAGCACCAAUAUGCCAUGUACAUCAUAUGGCCCCAGAUUAUAACAAGGGCAAUGCAAGCUUUUGCCGUCUUCCUUUUGCUUGUAUAUGUGCUGCAUCCACACGCCUCAUCCCCAGCCUUUGUGCCUGGGCUGCCCCUUAGAUUCCAGGCUCCCCUUCGGCAAGCUAUUUUCUUUACCGCCAGCAUUGUUGCGGGCUGCUAUUUGAUUCACAUAUCAAAUAAAUAUGGCUAUAUUGCUGUUAUGAAGCGGUCACCUCCCUUGGGCUGCAUUUGGGUCUGGUCUGUGAUUGAGCUGAAUCUAACACUUUCCGUGCUAUCUUUGGCUUGUGCCCUUGGCUUCUUCGUCCAGGGCGGCUACACAAUCAGAGCGCCGUACUAGUAGAGCAAGAAGACCUUCUAAUAGAGAUGUUACAUUAUCGAGGUGUCUCAGUGCUAUCGACCCCUUUUUGAUCUUAAUUGCAUCUAGAUCACCAGUUAUCAAUAUGUACGACUAGUUGUUUGGUCCGUGUUCUGUCUCUACUCCUAAUGAUAUCUAUAAACUUGGGGAUGAG